Molecule: messenger RNA, 1469 nt
Organism: Heteronotia binoei (common prickly gecko)
Lineage: Eukaryota; Metazoa; Chordata; Lepidosauria; Squamata; Gekkonidae
Gene: C4H12orf57
Product: chromosome 4 C12orf57 homolog
Exons: 3
Coding region: 280-681 (133 amino acids)
Biological process (GO): post-embryonic development
Source: RefSeq, a predicted model, not a curated record
GAAGUAGGGAGGCGGAGACCAGGCAGGCGCGUUCACACGGUUCGUGGGGAAACCGGCGCUGCCCUUCGCCCUGCAAAGGGAGCGAGCCUGAACCGAUGCGGCUUUUGGGUGGGCUGCGUCGGGGCCAUUGCAACUUUUGAAAGAGCAGCAGCCGGCAAGGAGGAGGAGGGUUUUCUUGGAACGGAGCCCCGUGCGCCCCCGCGCAGCCCCGCCGGGCGUGGUCUCCACUCUCCACCCCUCCUCGCGAACCCGAGCUCUCGUCUCUUUUCCUGCGGCCCCAUGUCCAGCCUCCAGCGGCCCGUGGCUUCUUCCACCCAGGCUCAGCCCGUCUCCUUGAGCGCGGAGCAAGCCAAAGUGGUCCUGGCAGAAGUGAUCAAGGCGUUCGGAGCACCGGAGAACGCCCAGCGCCUGGAGGAGGCGAGGGAGAACGCUGGCAAUGACAUGGGCAAGAUGUUGCAGUUCCUGCUGCCUGUGGCCACCCAGAUCCAGCAAGACGUGAUCAAAGCCUAUGGCUUCAGUAACGACGGGGAAGGAGUCCUCAAAUUUGCCCGCUUAAUAAAAUCUUACGAAUCUCAGGACCCGGAGAUUGCCGGCAUGUCCAGGAAGCUGAAAUCUAUGUUUUUGCCUCCGAUGACUCUCCCCACUCAUGGGGCUGGAACAGGGCCUCUGGCCGCAUCCUGAAACUCUCAGAACCUCUCGGCUUUCCGCUACUAUCCUGGCAACCAUGUCAGUGGCCUGGAGUUUGGGAUAUUCUUUCAGUGCCGUGAGAGGUGCCUUUGGUUUCCUUGUACAGUCUUGGUUCUGCCCUUUCUGUGAAUUUCUUUUGUGCAGGGCAAGAUAAAUAUCUCUCCCAUCAUUUCCCCUCCCCACAACUGAGCCUCUCAGUGCCAAAGUUCCUCAUGGUGGGGAAGCCAUUUUAGCGGCACAUAAAAUGGAAGAAAGAGAAGGUGUUGUACUGUUCUACACAGACUCAUAUUGGAAGCCUGAUAAAUGCUGAGGCUUUAUAUACUUGUGUAAACACACAGACACUGAGCUAUAUAUACACAUACAUACAUACACACACCUCUAAUUUAUAACUUGUAAAUAAUGACUGGAUGUUACGGGGUGAGGGAGUGGCAGAAUUACACGGAUGCUUUCACGCUCUUAUCAAAGUUCAGUGGCACCUUGAAGGUUAGCAGUGUUUUAAUAAGUCUACCAGAAAUUUGAACUGAUUUUACCUCACUGUGAAAUUGCUCAAUCUUUAAGGUGCCACGAAACCCAUGCGUGCUGUGAUUAACAUGCCCCUUUUCCAUUAGAAUUGCUUUCUUCACUCAUCGACACAGAUCUGUGAAGGGAAAGAAUUAAGGCUCUUUGUCUUAUUUUUUGUUUCUCUAGUCCAGGUUCGUGCGGCCUUUUCUUGUUGUGUCGUAAGGGUCUUGAGGUGCUGAGAAAGUCUGAAGUUAAUAAAACGUGAUUUGUUGUGAUGGAUC